AUGCUCAGAAGGUCUAUUCCCAGGGGUGGUUGGAGUUGGAGGACCCCCUGGCUCCUUACCUCUCCUCGAAUUUUCUGUCUCAGCCUCAUAGUCUUGUUGGGCCUGGUAGGGCUGCUGCAGGGACACCCCCAGUGCCUGGAUUACCGGCCCCCCUUCCAGCCCCUCCAGCAUCUUCAGUUCUGCUCUGAUUAUGAGUCCUUCGGCUGCUGUGACCAGCGCAAGGACCACCGCAUUGCUGCCCGGUACUGGGACAUCAUGGAAUACUUCGACCUAAAGGGCCACGAGCUGUGCGGCGGUUACAUUAAAGACAUCCUCUGCCAGGAGUGCUCGCCCUACGCAGCCCACCUCUACGACGCUGAGAACCCGCGCACGCCCCUCCGGAACCUUCCUGGCCUCUGCUCUGACUACUGUUCUGCAUUCCACUCGAACUGCCACUCCGCCAUCGCCCUGCUGACCGAUGACCGCCGCCUCCGGGAAUCCCCUGGAGAGGAUGGCACACGCUUCUGCCACCUUCUCAACCUUCCCGACGAGGACUACUGCUUCCCCAGCAUCCUGAGGAGAGGCCAUCUCAACCGCAACCUGGGCGCGGUGGCCGAGGACCCUCGGGGCUGCCUGCAGCUCUGCUUGGCCGAGGUGGCCAACGGGCUGAGGAACCCGGUCUCCAUGGUCCACGCUGGGGACGGCACCCACCGCUUCUUCGUGGCCGAGCAGGUGGGGGUGGUGUGGGUCUAUCUGCCUGAUGGGAGUCGCCUGGAACAACCCUUCUUGGACCUCAAGAGCCUCGUGCUGACCACCCCCUGGAUUGGGGACGAGAGAGGCUUUUUGGGGUUGGCUUUUCAUCCCCGAUUCCGCCGCAACCGGAAGUUCUAUAUUUAUUAUUCAUGCCUGGGCAAGAAGAGGGUAGAAAAGAUCCGGAUUAGUGAGAUGAAGGUUUCUCGGGCUGAUCCCAACAAAGCUGAUCCCAAAUCAGAGAGGGUCAUUUUGGAGAUAGAAGAACCAGCCUCAAAUCAUAACGGUGGACAACUUCUUUUUGGCCUAGAUGGCUAUAUGUACAUAUUCACUGGGGAUGGAGGACAGGCUGGGGAUCCCUUCGGCAAAUUUGGAAAUGCUCAGAACAAAAGUUCCCUGCUGGGGAAAGUGUUAAGGAUUGAUGUGAAUGGGGCCGGCUCAGGCGGCAAGCGGUACCGAGUGCCCGUGGACAAUCCAUUUGUUUCUGAGCCAGGGGCCCAUCCUGCCAUCUACGCCUAUGGGGUCAGAAACAUGUGGCGCUGUGCCGUGGACCGAGGGGACCCCGUCACGCGCCAGGGCCGAGGUCGGAUGUUCUGUGGGGACGUGGGACAGAACCGGUUUGAAGAAGUUGACAUCAUUGUUAAAGGUGGAAACUAUGGCUGGAGGGCAAAGGAGGGGUUUGCAUGUUACGACAAAAAGCUCUGUCAAAACGCCUCUUUGGACGAUAUUCUGCCAAUCUAUGCUUAUGGCCAUGCAGUGGGCAAGUCGGUCACUGGAGGCUACGUCUACCGUGGAUGUGAAUCACCAAAUCUCAAUGGUCUCUACAUCUUUGGGGACUUCAUGAGUGGUCGACUUAUGGCUUUGCAGGAAGAUAGAAGAACCAAGAAAUGGAAGAAACAGGACAUUUGCCUGGGCAGCACUGAGUCCUGUGCCUUCCCGGGGCUGAUCAGCUCACAUAGCAAGUUUAUCAUCUCCUUUGCUGAAGAUGAAGCAGGGGAGCUCUACUUCUUGGCCACCUCUUACCCCAGUGCCUAUGCACCGCGUGGAUCCAUUUACAAAUUUGUUGACCCAUCAAGGAGAGCACCUCCAGGCAAAUGCAAGUACAAACCAGUGCCGGUGAAAACCAAGAGUAAGCGGGUCCAGUUCAGGCCACUCGCCAAGAUGGUCUUGGACUUGCUAAAGGAGCAGUCUGAGAAAGCCGCUAGAAAACUGUCCAGUGCGACUUUAGCUUCCAGUCCAAACCGGGCCUCAUCUCAGAAAGACUCCUUCAGGAAGCCAGCUUCUCCCACAAGCAGCCGGAAGACAUCUCCAAGGCCUGGUGCAAAGAAGAGAGCCAGGGUGUGGUCCCCAGGCUCCCAGGGGAAGAGGAAAGGGAUCCCCAAACGCCCUGGUGGCAGAACCAGGCAGGCCGCAUGGCAGAGACGAGCUGGCAGAAGUCUUCCUCCGCCUCUUGGGUCGAGGUGGCCGCUCAGGGGACCAGAAGCACCUCACCACGUGGAAGCUGCUGCUGCUGCUGAACGUGACCUUAGACGUGCGGGAAGCCAGGGGUGGAGGGGUAGGGCCUCGGAGCCAGGCUGGCCUCCGAAGCCCGGGCGGCCACGUGUCAUCACGGCGCAGGCCUCGGUCCAGGCCACGCUGGCCAAGCUCGGAGUCCCGGAAUCGGCUCAGAACGCGCAAGCGGGCCGCGGACAGGCAAGUGGGCUCUUAGCCACAGCGCUCCCCGCCGGCUGCGCGGCGCAACUGCAGGCGCAACACCGCUUCCGCGCGCGCCCCGCCCGCGGCGCAGUGCCGGGCGCCAGCCGCCCCCUCUGCCCUUUUGUGGCUCAGUGCAGGGCGUGA
Messenger RNA from Dama dama (fallow deer), 2568 nucleotides. RefSeq names its product HHIP like 2 (gene HHIPL2). Lineage: Eukaryota; Metazoa; Chordata; Mammalia; Artiodactyla; Cervidae. The coding region runs from base 1 to 2568 and encodes 855 amino acids. The transcript is spliced from 10 exons. The record is from RefSeq and is a predicted model, not a curated record.